AUGAAGCACAAUCAGAUUUGUUGCCAGACUCCUACAACAGUUACAGUUCAUAUAAAAACUGCAUCCCGAUCUCACCAGCCAAAAAAAGUUAUUCUAAAACGUCACAAUUUUAAAGAAAAUAAGUUUGUUUCGGGAAAAAAUGUAAAUAAUAAGGACAUACAAAAACCAAUACAAGGUCCAUGUCUAAUAAUUCAACGACAAGAAAUGACAACUUUUUUUAAGCUUUUUGAUGAUGACUUAAUCCAAGAUUUCUUGUGGAUGGAUUGUUGUUGUAAAAUAGCAGACAAGUACCUUUUGGCAAUGACGUUUGUAUAUUUCAAGAGAGCUGCAUUUAAUUUAAACGAACAUACCAGAAUUCAUUUCUUUGCUGCUUUGUAUUUAGCCAACACAGUGGAAGAGGAUGAGGAAGAGUCAAAAUAUGAAAUUUUUCCAUGGGCUUUGGGGAAGAAUUGGAGGAAACUAUUCGCAAGCUUUCUCAAAUUGAGGGAUCAGUUGUGGGCUAGAAUUGACUAUCGAGCAGCAGUAAGCAGACGUUGCUGUGAAGAGUAAGUAAUGGCAAUUGCACCAGCUCAUUAUAUCUGGCAGAGAGAGAGAUCAGUACAUCAUAGUGGUGCAGUUAGAAAUUACAUCAAGGAAGAUUCUAAUCUGCCCCGUGGCCCAUCUGCUACACCACUUGAUUGCGUUCUUUGUGGUAAGAAAGGAAGAUUUAUAGAGCUAGGCUUAUCCAGCUCAUCAUCCUCAUCUUCCAGCAAUACACUGCGGAUGAAAGAACAGAUAGUGCCUCAAAGAUCUCCAUUUUCACCUGAAGAUAAAAUGAUAAUUGAUCAUCCACAGUCUUGUUCCUAUUUCCAAGAGUGA
This is a messenger RNA of Bombina bombina (fire-bellied toad), 858 nucleotides long. RefSeq names its product speedy/RINGO cell cycle regulator family member A (gene SPDYA). Gene Ontology annotation, biological process: positive regulation of cyclin-dependent protein serine/threonine kinase activity. The record is from RefSeq and is a predicted model, not a curated record. Gene Ontology annotation, molecular function: protein kinase binding. The transcript has 6 exons. NCBI's taxonomy places the organism in Eukaryota, Metazoa, Chordata, Amphibia, Anura, Bombinatoridae.